UUGAUGAACUAAAAAGAGACCAAGAUCUGCCGACCUAUGCAGCUUAUCAUAUUCUAUAGCUGCUCUACUGACUAAAUUUUUAAGUAUUCUAUUUUUAAUUUUUAACAAUAUAUUUAUAUUACAAUGAUGUAACUUUUCUGAUUUAUAUAAUAUAAAAAAAAGACAAAAGUCAUUUAUGUUGGCCUCCAAAGGCACCCUCCUCCUUAGUAUAUACGUAAGCAGUCGCCGCGUUAAGCGGACCAAGCCAUAACUUCGAGAAGCGAAGGCCAGCGGCUUCGCUCUUUCCAUCGUCUUUUACCCCCGUCUCGCUCCCUCCAUUUAUUUUCUCUCUUCUAGAACCGAAGAAAAGUAAAACUUCUCUCUUUCUGAUAUACCCCCCCUUCCCCAAUAUAAAUUCCGGGCCUCGACGACGAAGUACACUCACCCACCGAUCCCCACGAAUCCGACGGCGACGAGUCCACCCUCUCCCUCUCCGACCUCCCAAUGAACAGUCCACACUUCUCCGACGCCCGGAACUCUCCCACCGGCCGCUGCUCCGCCCCUCCGCGAACCGACCUCUUUGAAUUCUUCUUCCACGGCCCCCGUUCCCCGGUGGAGAUGUGUACCGCCGACGACGUAUUCCUCCAAGGAAAGCUCCUUCCUUUCGGAGCGGCGCCACCUCGUCCGCCCAAGAAAGAUGAAAUCUACAAGCCUAGAAGCCUCCCCCGCGACCAAUGGCAGCAGGAGGCCGCCACAGGGUACCGGAGGCUGAGGAAGGCGCCGGAGUCCGACCUCAGAGUCCCACCGCCACCCCAGACGCCGAGGACGCGUUCGAGGUGGUACCUAUUCGUGCUCGGGUCGGUGAGAGUGCCGGCGGCGAUGGAGAUAAAGGACAUCAGGAGUCGGCAGAGGCGGCGGUGCCCGGCGGGGGUGCCUGAGGAUUCCGGGCGGUGGAGCCGCCAAGGGAGCAAGUCGUGGAAAUUGCUCCGGUCGCUGAGCUGCAACGGGGUGGAGAGCGCCGUCGCGGCGGCGCCGCCGAGCUUCGUCUCGCACGUGUGAGGGCCAGAGCCUGUAUAUCCCAUCACUGGCUUGAACUGGGAAUUCUGGUGAGAAUUCGGUGGGCAUUUUCUUUGCCCAAUUUGUUUUAUAAGAAUUUAAAUCGCAUUCGAGGAAAGGCGGCGUACUUUAUCGAGUUGGAGGUCACGGUAUUGUAUUCAUGGCGGCACUUUGGCAAUGUCUACUUUGGGAUAUACCGUGAACUAAUAAUGAGACGGAGUGCAGCACUUUGGAUAUGCAGUAGAAUAAAGCUUGAGUCUGUGCACAUCUAGAAAUUGAAUUUUAGUGAAAAAGAGUAAAUUAAGCAGAGCUAGAUGAGUUAAGAUAUUUUUGAAGGUUUUAUUCCUUUUAGGAAAAAUGCUAUCUUGAGAUGAUGUCUUUCUAGCUUUUUAAUAAAUAUAGACUUGAUUUACGAGCAUUAAAAAUGAAUUUUGCAUUCUUUUCAGUUCUUCAUGUUAGAGAAAUGGUGGGGCACCAUCACUCGGUCAGCAAUAGCCCUUUCUUUGUAGAGCAAGAUUUCAAUAGUUGCUAGUAUGCCCGUAUUGAUAAAAAAAUAUUAUUUAGAUAUUGUUA
Messenger RNA from Phoenix dactylifera (date palm), 1608 nucleotides. The record is from RefSeq and is a predicted model, not a curated record. Lineage: Eukaryota; Viridiplantae; Streptophyta; Magnoliopsida; Arecales; Arecaceae.